Messenger RNA from Aspergillus calidoustus, 858 nucleotides. Lineage: Eukaryota; Fungi; Ascomycota; Eurotiomycetes; Eurotiales; Aspergillaceae. The record is from the annotation of a GenBank genome assembly.
AUGCAACAACUCGCCGCAGCAUGCCUGCCCGCCUACGUUUGCCCCCCGGGAACGAAAAUGCACCUACUGAAUCUCGGCACCAUGAACGUCGAUGAAGGGUGGCUCCUCGUCGGCGCAAAUGGCGGCACAGCGAGUAACCCCAACCCGACGAACAAGCGCCGCGACCUUAUGCUCAUUGCGGGAUUGAUCGAGCAUCCUGAGAUGGGACUUAUUCUUUUCGAGACGGGGAGUGCCGAGGAUGUUGAUCGGCAAUGGGGCCCAGUCUCAACAGACCUCUUCCCCCGAACCCGGUACGAAGAAUUCCACCACCUCCCUGCAGCGAUCAAGCGCGCGGGAUACGACAUCAAGGACGUCAAAGCGGUUAUCAUGGGCCAUUUGCAUCUGGAUCAUGCGGGUGGCCUCGAACAUUUCCGCGAUUCGGGCGUGCCGAUAUAUGUGCAUGAGGAGGAGUUUAAGCAUGCGUGUUGGGCGGCGGCGACGGGGGCCGAUGGGGCGGUAUAUUUAGCCGACUACCUCUCCCUCGACCACCUAAACUGGAUCACAUUCUCCGAAUCGCAAUACGACCUCUGCACAGGAAUAACCCUGUACCACUGUCCAGGCCACACACCCGGCCUCUGCAUCAUGCAAGUGAACCUAAAAGAUGACGGGACAUUCAUCUGGACGACGGACCAGUUCCAUGUGAAAGAGAACUACGAGCAGAACCAGGCGCAGGGGUGGCUGCUGCGCGACCACAAGGCGUGGCAUGAGAGUGGGAAGUUUAUCAAGCGGUUGCAGAGGCUUUUUAGUGCGAAGCUGAUUUUUGGGCAUGAUUAUGAGACGGCGGAUUCGUUUAUGCAGGCGAAGACGGUUUACCAGUGA